CGCAACUCUCUUAGUUUCAAACAACGCUUCAAAAUGGCGUCGUCAAACGUAGAGUUCUAUGAACGGCAAAGAGACCUACAGGAAACAGUGACCAAGAGUGAACAAGAAAGGCUUCAACUGGAGAAACAGCUCAAGCUGUUGUUAAAGAGUGAACAGAAUAGUUCUCAAAUGAAGGCAACUCAACUCCAAACCUACUGGAAAAAGAUCUGUGCAGAUGAAAAAAGAGCGCAACAACGAAAUGCUAUGCUGAUGCGGGAAUUUGAACGAAUUGAUGCCCAUCUUGUGUCAACAGCUGCUCGAACUGAGCGUUUACAGUUCUUGAAACGGCAGUAUGCUGACUAUAUUAAGCAGACCUACCCAGAGUGGACAAACCUGGUUGAGAAAAAGAUCAUAGGAGGAACAUCAACACCAGAAAAUCCGACUACUCAGGCUGAGAAAAAUGAUAGAACAUCAGGUGGUAGACAUUCCCAAGAAUGGACAGAAGCUGAAAAAGAUGAAUUACCCGUCCAGGUCCAAGAACAUGUAAAGAAACAGCAAGAGCCAGAGGCUUCUGGAGACAGCUCUCGUGAUAGAGAUAGUCUGAGAGGAAGAACUGUGUUGAAUCCACCUCAGACUGGCACAGCUGGUACACAGAAUGUGAGAUCUAUGGGAAAACUAGGCGAUGUGAAGAACAUAUCGUCCAGAGAAAUCAGCUUUUCAGGUGCUGCUGGGGAUGUUUCUGAUGUUAGAUCAGUUGGUAAGCAGCAACAGCAGACUCCUCAACAACCUUCAUCAAUGAAGCAGGUGGCAGGUAGCUCACAACUCCAGUCAACAUUCAGUGACAACAUAUCUAGAUCAGAAUAUGCUAACAUAAACCAGUUCAGCAAUUUACACAUGGGAAGUCCACAUAGAGGUCAGGGAGAUUAUGGAACUGUGGACCCAGGCAAUGAAGAUGAACUGAGUGACUUCGGCAGUGUAACCGAGAUACCUUUAAAUGGAGGAGAUUCCUCGCCAUUGAAAGUUGCAGCAGAGAGAAAAAUGCUCAGAGAAAAUGUUGAUGAGGCCAUCCACAGUACUGGGUCCUUGCCUCCACAGUUAACUAUAGAUGGUCUUAUCCGACUGUUACACCACAUUGAGUCUGACUUUGCAAGCAACGGACCAGAGGGAGACUAUUAUAGAUCACCUAUUCUAAAAACAGAGGAUAAGGAGAAUAUAAUACAACUAGCCAAUGCUAGCCGUGAUUUGUCGACAGUGCCAUCAUCAACUGCCAGUCACUUAGUGCUGGAACAGAUUUCUAGUGUUGUACGCAGUCUGCCUGAAAAAUGCCUUAUCAAGGAAGAUCUUCUAAAGCAGCCUCCUGAAAAACUUGUGCUGUCUGACAUAGGGAGAAACCUCACAAAGGAUGCCCAAGUCUUGUGGACGGUCCUUUUCUCCCACUUUCUGCAGCUGCUGGCAGCCAGAGUAAUGGAGGCAAAUGAGAUUGCAGCAGUCUUUGUGCCCUGCUUGGUGAUGGAUCGAUCUUUAUUCCAAGAUAAGGCAUUUGUGCUUUUGGUUCAUCUGCUAAAAGCUAAUGAUGGGGAGGAGGAGCUCGCAACUGAUGCCUCUAGCAUUACAUCACCUCACCCACCAGCUACUCCCAAACAUUUGGGUGGUUCAGGAAGUCUCACGGAAGAUGGCAGAGUACCACCACUCAAAUUUCCUGGCAGCCUGAUAGACAGACCUUUCAGUGAUGAUGAGUCCAGUUUCUUUGAUCAGAGCCUGCCAAAAGACCAAGCUGUACCACUUAAUGAGACCUCAGCAUAUCAGCAGAUGCUAACAGGGACCUUUUCCAGCCAGCAACUUGGAGGGCAUGCAUUAUCAGAUGACACAGAUGAUGACGACAUGGAGAAAGAGUUUGCUUCUGCUUUAUCUCCACGUAUCAGCAUGCCUGUUUCAUCAACCUCUCAUACUAAAGCCACAGUCCAGCAAGGACCUGAACCAGCUGUUUCAUUAGGAAUGACUUCACCAAAAUCACCUGUCCAUGUCCCCACUGGUAUCAAGGAAAAACCAACUUUAGGCUUCACUGGCUCCAGUCAAAUAAUUCGACAAGGUCUAAAGAUUGGAUCAGAUUUUGACACAGACUCAGAAAUGGAUCCCAGAUUGUAUGGAAGCAUGAAAAAGCCAGAUGAGGAACAAGAUGAUUUUGAUUUUUAUGACUGAAUCACUUGAGGCAAGACUGCUGUGAUAGUUCAUUGAUUUUGUCUAUGCAUUCCAAAGAUUUAUCCAUCACCUCCUUCUGCUGUCAUAUAUUUUUCACAUUCCAUGAAUUCUGAUGAUUGUUUAGUGCCUUUAGUCC
This is a messenger RNA of Pomacea canaliculata, 2314 nucleotides long. RefSeq names its product centrosomal protein kizuna-like. NCBI's taxonomy places the organism in Eukaryota, Metazoa, Mollusca, Gastropoda, Architaenioglossa, Ampullariidae. Gene Ontology annotation, cellular component: centrosome. Gene Ontology annotation, biological process: spindle organization. The record is from RefSeq and is a predicted model, not a curated record. The coding region runs from base 34 to 2178 and encodes 714 amino acids. The transcript has 15 exons.